UAAUAAGUAUUUUGGAAAGGAUGUUUAGUUUUUAGGUAGCAAACAAAUUAUCUUUUUUUGUUUCUAAAUUUUAUUUUGUCAACAAUCCUUGCUAAAAGGUUGUUCAAAUUUAAUGUAAUAAUAGGAUAAAUAAAAUGAGUUAAAUUAAAAUUACAAUAGAAUUUUAACAGCAUCUCAAUAUUUGCAAAAUGUAAAAUCAUUUAAAAAAUUUGCUUUAAACAAAAUUCCUACCAAACGUGUGGUAAUGAAGCAGACAAUCCUUAAAGUUUCAAUGAAACAAUCCUCCAGAUUCAAAUUACGAAGAGAAAUAAAGAGGAAGCAAGCAAAAGGACAGAGAAAGAGAAGAGCGCAAGGGGAAGAGGAAGAGCCCCGUUUCUGUUCCUUUUCGAUUUGUCUCCCCUGCCACAGCCCACGGGAUGGUAUGUUUUCUUGAUUUGUAUUCAUCUUUCUUUGGUUUAUUGAGGGUUGGUUUCGCCGGCUAAGAUUCUCCCUCUAGUCGAUCGAUUUUGCUUUUUGAUCUUUGUUUGUUCAGUUUUUUCAGAGCUGUGGAUGCUUUGGUUGAGAGUUCUUACCACAUCUGAUGGUGUGCUUCAGGUAGAAGUUUCCUACUACACUUGAAGGAUAUGUAGUUUGCAUGGAUUGGUGGUGGUCCUUAGGAGAAUUGAGGCCACUCUUCUGAGAUUGGCUUCCCUUAAGGCCAUAAAGAUGUCGAUGUCUCCUUCAUUGCACCCUAUCGCCGAUGCAUUGUUGAUUCAGGGUUUCUGAGGUUUACAUCCAUAGUUGCCUGCGCGUUUCUUAUGGUUUUGUAAGCUUGUUAUGCUGUGGUCUUUGUCCCAGCGGUGGUGGCUUGUGAGCUGAUUGGUGGCAGUGCUUGGUUACAGUGGCGAUGCUAGUUGUUGGAAUGUGGCUACUGGAGCUGGGUUUUAUGGGUCUGAAGACAUGGCUGUGGAAGAGAGAUUUACUGUGGUGUUGACAUAUGAAAACAAAACUGAUUCUUUAUAUAAUGUCCCUAUUGCAAGGUAUUCGUACAUAUCCUUGUUGUCUGAUAUUUAUAAGUUGUUUAACAUAGCUGCAUCGUUUGUUACGUUUGUUACUGGUAGUGGGAUGAGUGUAGAAAAUGAUGAUGAUUUAAUGUUGGCUUUUGAGUUGUACAAACGUAGUCAUAAAUUGCCUUUGACUGUACACGUAAAGGGGGUCUCUUUGAACACUGAGAUGUCUGAUGAUGACGAUGUUUGUAUUAUUGGUGAGAGCAGUAAUACUGGUGAGGGCAGUAACCUUGGUGAGGGUGGUAAUACUGUUGAGGAUAUUAACCUUGAUGAUGCCUUAGGUAGAAACACUCCCCCAUUAAGUAGGGAUGGGUCCACAAGAGGUAGGGGCAGGAGUAUGCCAUUAAGAGGAAAGGGAGGAAGAAUCAGUUUUACUAGAGGUAGAGGGAUAAGACAGGAAAGUGUUAGUGAAAGUGGGCAGUUAGGGGGAGGGGCCAAUGAAUCACCACAAAUUGAUUCUGAAAGUGAUGUAUCAUUCAAUGAAAGUGAGGUUGGAGAUGAUUUACCUGAAGAAGUUGUAUUUGACAAUGAGAUUAGUACUGAGGAGUCAGAUGGUUUAUCAGGUUAUGCUAGUGACAAUGACAAAGAGAUUGAAGAUAGUGAGAAUGAGUUUUACGAUCCAAAGAAUAGAAAGAAAAAAUAUAUUGAUCCUUAUCAUGGCAUGUAUGAUCAUCCCUUCCAACACAAUGAAGGGGAAGAGAUUUUGUUUAAAGAGGGCCAAGUUUUUAAGGACAUUGUAACUUUGAGGAAUGCGAUGAGGGAUUAUGCUAUUAAGGGGAGAUAUGAUAUUACAAGAGUUAAAAAUGACUACUAGAUUAACAGCUAAGUUUUCCAGUGCAGGAUGUCCCUGGAGGUUUCAUGCAUCAGUUUUGUCUGACUAAGUCACUUUCAUGGUUAAGACUUUGCAUGAUGAGCACACAUGCAUAAGACCAUUAAGAAAUGAAAAUUUGAAUUCAAACACUAAGUGGAUAGUAGAAAAACUUAGGGGAAAGCUGAGGGCAGACCCUGACAUGAGUUAUGAAAUCAUGCAGCAUGAGUUGAUGGAAAAAUGGGGUGUGGAAGUUCCUGUGUGGCAAUUAUAUAGAGCUAAGUGCAAGGCUAGAGAUGAGAAUAUAGGCAUGCAUUGUGAAAGUUUCAAAAAACUUAAGAAAUAUGUCCAUUAUUUGCAAACAUAUAACCCGGGUACAGUUGUAAAAAUUUAGCCAGCUCCAAGGGCUAAUGAAGAUGAUCCUUUUGUUUUUCAAAGAAUAUGGAUUAUGUUUGAUGCUAUAAAGUCUGGGUUUGAGAAUGGUUGUAGACCCUUUAUAAAUUAGAUGGUUGUCACUUGAAGGGUCCAUAUGGAGGGAUUUUCUUAGUUGCAGUCAUACUGGAUGGAAAUAGAGGUGUGCUACCUCUUGCAUUUUCUAUAGUUGAAGUAGGAUGUGGUGAUAGCUGGACAUUUUUCCUAGAAAAUCUUUAUUCUUGCAUUGGUGGAGGAACUGAUAAUAGGCCUUUAACUAUUAUGUCAGAUAGGCAAAAGGGACUCAUUGAUGCUGUCAAAAAUAUAUUUUCCAAUGCAUCUCAUAGAGUUUGUUGCAGGCAUUUAUACAUGAAUUUCAAGAAAGAGUUCCCUGGACUCAUGCUCAGAGAUGAUUUUUGGAAUGCUGCAAAGAGUACUCAUUCUUAUGAGUUUUGGCUUCACAUGAAGAAUUUGAAGCCCAAGCGAGAUCAAAAGCCAUAUGACUGGUUGAUCAACAUACCCUUUAGUCAAUGGACUAGACAUGCAUUCUGGCCUGAAGCUAAGUGUGACAAUUACACUAACAACAUGACCGAAUCAUUCAAUGCAUAGAUAGUGAAAUUGAGAGGUUUGCCUAUUAUCAAUAUUAUUGAAUCUAUUAGGCAGAAAUGUAUGGUUAGGUUGCAUAGAAGAUUUGGUAAACCUCAAAGAUGGGAAGAGAUAGUUACACCAAGAACAAAGAAAGUAUUGAAUAAAAUCAUUACUGCCAGUAGGUUUCUUAAGUUGCUCCCUAGUAGAAAUGAAGAGUAUGAGGUUCAUGAGGGUCCAUGUAGGUUUGCUGCUAGUUUAGCUAAAAGAACAUGCAGUUGUGGAUGGUGGGAUAUAAGUGGUUUACCAUGCAAGCAUGCUGCUAGAGCAAUUGCAUAUGUUAGGGGCAAUAUUGAAGAGUUUUGCCAUGAAUAUUACACUGUGCAGUGCUAUUCAAGAGUUUAUGCAGGUGCCAUACAUCCUGUUCCUCAAACUGAGCUUGAACUUGAUAAUGAACACCCAUCAAUGUUGCCACCUCCUUUGAGGAGGCAACCAGGAAGGCUAGAAAGAGAGAUGAGAGUGAACCACCAGCAAGAGGAAGGAGGACAGCAACUCUCACUUGUGCUAGGUGCUUACAAACAGGCCACAAUAAGAGAACUUGUCAAUAUGCUGCUGUUGGGGUAACUAUACCUUUGCUUGCAUAUAAUGAAUCUAUUUUGACCUUUUUUACCUUUUUAUGUAUUUCUCUAAUUGCAGGCAAAUAUGGCUGCAAGUCAAAAGAAAAGAAAACACACUACUGCAUCAGGUGCGGGGACUUCAAGAGGGGUUAAUACUAAUCAAGUGGGAUCAAGUGGUGGACCAACUAUCUAAAGGAGCCUUUGGAAUAUCAAAUGAUCUUUUUGAGAAUGUUGUUAGUUGAUGGGAUAUAAUUUGUAUUGUAAUACCCGACUAGACUCCGGUAUCGGAAUUCCUACCGUCCGGUGGAAUCCCGGAUGUCGAAAACCUCUAGAAGGGUAA
Molecule: messenger RNA, 3807 nt
Organism: Manihot esculenta (cassava)
Lineage: Eukaryota; Viridiplantae; Streptophyta; Magnoliopsida; Malpighiales; Euphorbiaceae
Exons: 3
Coding region: 940-1860 (306 amino acids)
Source: RefSeq, a predicted model, not a curated record